This is a messenger RNA of Ilyonectria robusta, 1767 nucleotides long. RefSeq names its product amino acid permease-domain-containing protein. The record is from RefSeq and is a predicted model, not a curated record. Bases 1 to 1767 code for a protein of 588 amino acids. Gene Ontology annotation, cellular component: membrane. Gene Ontology annotation, molecular function: amino acid transmembrane transporter activity. Lineage: Eukaryota; Fungi; Ascomycota; Sordariomycetes; Hypocreales; Nectriaceae. The transcript has 4 exons. Gene Ontology annotation, biological process: amino acid transmembrane transport.
AUGGGAGACGGCGCCCCGGACAAGGGAGGCGCCACCUGGAACAUCUCGACCAAGCGCUCGGGUCGGUGUAAUACGCCUACGAACUGGGUCGACGGCUUCCGCCGCGCUGAGAAGCGCCCUAUGAAGAGUCGCGAUGGUGGCUACAAACAGACUCCCGCGCCGCUCGUGCCGCCUGGCGAGCAUUACUACGACAUUGGUGCGGCAAAUGUGAGGACGGCCAACACAGCUCUCGCGAGGGAACUCAAAGGCCGACACUUGCAGAUGAUUGCGUUUGGCGGUGCCAUUGGAACCGGUCUCUUCGUUGCCUCGGGCGGCUCUCUGUCCACCGGCGGACCGGCCACCCUCUUUCUCGCAUUCUUCAUCCUCGGCCUCUUGCAAUACUGCACAAUGCAGUCACUAGGCGAGCUUUGCGUGCUAUUCCCCGUCGCUGGCUCCUUUUCUGCCUUUUCUACCCGCUUUCUCGACCCCUCGUGGGGUUUUGCCAUGGGAUGGAAUUACUGUCUCCAGUGGCUCUUUGUGCUGCCGAUGGAGAUUAUUGCUGCAGCUUAUACAAUUAGUUAUUGGAACGAAAGCCUCAGCAAAUCUGUCUUCGUUGCGAUAUUUCUUCUAAUUAUUAUCAUCAUCAACCUGUUCGGAGUCAAGGCAUAUGGUGAAGCAGAAUUCAUCUUCUCAAUCAUCAAGGUCACGGCUGUUGUCGGUUUCAUUUUGCUCGCUACUGUUAUUAAUAUUGGCGGCCACCCUGAAAGCGGCUAUAUUGGCUGGCAAUACUGGCAGAACCCUGGCGCCUUUCACCAUGGCUUCAAGGGCUUCUGCACCGUCAUCGUCACAUCGUCCGCUGCCUUUGCCGGGACCGAGUUGAUCGGUUUGGCCGCGGCCGAGACUGCCAACCCCCGAAAGUCCCUCCCUACCGCCAUCAAGCAGGUCUUUUGGCGCAUCACCAUUUUCUAUUGUGUUUCGCUUCUCCUUGUUGGACUUCUCGUCCCUUAUAACGAGCCCCGUCUCUUGGGUGGCAAAAGCAGCGCAGACGCCCUGGCAAGCCCUUUCGUUAUUGCUAUUGAGAGCGCCGGCACUACUAUUCUGCCUAGCAUUAUGAACGGCAUCAUUCUCGUUGCUGUCAUUUCGGUUGGCAACUCUUCCGUAUAUGGCUCGUCUCGAACACUUCUUGCGCUCGCUGAGCAAUCUCACGCGCCUCGAAUCUUUGCAUAUGUUGACAAGCAAGGCCGUCCUUUAAUGGCUAUCCUCCUUGCAUUUUUUAUUGGCCUUUUGGCCUUCUUAGCCGACCUGGAAGCCAACGGCACCGUCUUCAACUGGCUUCUAUCAAUCAGUACCCUCAGCAUGCUCUUUACCUGGGGGAGCAUCUGCCUCUGCCACAUCCGUUUUAGGGCGGCAUGGGCUCAUGCAGCUUGCCCUCUGGAGCAGCUCCCUUUCCGCUCAACUGUUGGCGUUAAGGGGUCUUGGUUCGGGCUUGCUGGCUAUUCCCUGAUUCUCCUUGCGCAGAUUUGGAUCGCCAUCUCGCCCAUCAAGCUGGACGAUAACAGCGCCAGCACUAGAGUCCAGGCCUUCUUCCUCCGGGUCAUGGCUCUCCCCAUCAUCAUGCUCUUUUAUGUUAUCCACAAAUUGUGGUACCGGACCGGUUUUAUUCGAGCAAGCGAUAUGGAUAUUACCACAGGUCGGCGGUACUUCCGAGUCCACAUUGCUACCGAGCAAGAGCGAGAAGAGCAGCUAAAUUGGCCAAUUUGGAAAAAGGCCUAUCGCAUCAUGUGCUAG